GUAGUCAACCGACACAACUUUGCAUGACUUGGGAUAAGCUAACUUUGAAAGGCAAAGAAUUAGCUGUUUAUUGGACGCGUACAUUAGUCACUUAGUUUUCCUCGGAGAGCUAUCUUUCAAAGAUACGUCAGCGGUUUAUUUGUGUAAUGACACAAUGGAGGACGAAUUACAGGAGCAGCAACUUCUGCCGAUUCAAGAGGAAAGCCCGGAGCCAACGAACGAACCAGAGACGUUAAAAGAACCAGAAACGUUAAUAGAACCAGAGACGUCAAAAGAACCAGAAACGUUAAAAGAACCAGAGACGUUGGAAGAAAUCGUCGAAGUCAAGGAGGGAGUGUUGACUGAAGAAAUGGUGUCCGAAGGUUUAUCCCAUCUUGGACUUGAUCUGACCGGGCAGUUUCACGUUCUAUGCCACCUAAGCCUACCUAAUCGCAAUCUUAUAGACAUAUCUUUGUUAUGCACGUAUGUCAAUCUUGAAAAGCUAGAACUGCCACACAACAAGAUAGAAGAUAUAUCCUGCCUGAACCACAUGCCCCACCUUAUCUGCCUGGAUGUGUCUCACAAUGAAAUCUCCAACUUCUUUCAAUUCAAGCCACUCCGGUACCUAGAGGUGGCUGAUUUCUCCCAUAACCGAAUACCAGACAUAAAGGAUCUGGCAGGCUUUGUCUGCCUGCGUCAGCUAAAUCUGGACUACAACUGUCUCUCUGAAGUCAGCGGUCUUACAGAUUGUUCUAUGCUCAACCAUCUCAGCCUGGCUUACAACAAAAUCACAAAAAUCAGCAACCUGGGCAAUCUGCCUCUUAUACAUCUCUGCCUGAAGGGAAACCAGCUCAGCUCUGUUGAAGGGUUGGAGAACUUACGGAACAUACAGGUUCUUGAUUUGUCCAGGAAUUGCAUCACCUCUCUUUCAGGACUUCAGAAUCUCCGCUACCUAUACUUCAUCGACUUGGAGAAAAACCAGAUAAUGGAAAUUGAAGAUCUAAAAUAUGUCAUCGAUCUACUGAUGCUGACCAACCUCAAUCUGCUGGAUAACCCUGUGCAGGAGCACCCUGACUACAGACUGACAGUCAUCUUUCUCCACCGAAGUUUAUCAUUACUAGACAAUAAGAAAGUCACAGUUGAAGAAAAGGUGUCUUCACAAAACAUGUUUGACCCUCCUAUGGACAUAGUAGCAGCAACAGAUCACAUCACAAACAUGGUUCACCAGAUGGCACAGCCGCAGGUUCUCUAUCAAAGUACACUGCCUACGCCAAACACCCCAUACCCAAUGGUGGUGCUGACAGGCCCUGAAGGCUGUAGGAAAGGAGACCUGGUUCGCAGACUGUGUCAGGAGUUUGGUAAAGACUUUGGUGUUGGCAUCUGUCACACUACACGGCAGCCCUACUCUGGAGAGAAGGACGGGGUCGAUUAUCAUUUUGUCAGUGAAGAGAAAUUUCAGAACUUAGUUGUCAUGGGUAAAUUUCUCCUGACCAUGCAUUAUGGCAGCCAUCUGUUUGGCCUCUGCAGAGAUGCUAUUGAGGAAGUAGCAAAUCAUGGAGUGGUUGUUUGUUUACAUAUGGAGCUGGAGGGUGUUUUCAGUCUAAAGAAGACUUGCUUUAAGCCUCGAUACAUCCUGCUUAUUCCCACAAAGAUAGAGAAGUUCAUAAUCCACAUGAAAAGCACUACCCGUUACACCCAGUCACAGAUUGAUCUUGCAGUGCAGCGUGUUCCCCUCUAUUCAAGAACCAAUGAAGAACGUCCAGGAUUCUUCGACAACGUUAUUCCAAGUGAUAACUAUGAAGAAGCUUACCGGACCUUGGUGGAAAUAGUAAAGGUCUACAUGUACAUUGAGGAGGAGGAGGUGAAGGGAAAGGAGGAGGAGAAACCAGAGGAAGAGGAGGUGGAAAAAGAGAAGAGCACCGGUGAAUCCUCCUCUGACAGCAGUUUGAGAGGCUUUGUUUCAGUCGAAGAGCCAGCAACAACACAGGUAGAACCAGAGUCACGCCCUGGGUCCACCAUCGGAACCAGCUUAACUAAAUUCCGGGCAGAUUCCAGCUGUCAAAAAACAUUGAUUGAGCUCGCCUCCUGGAGGAAACGAGAGGAUCUGGCAAGGAAAGCUGUUCUUGGAAAGAAACCAGGGUUGCACAGCCACCUCUUCAAACAGUACAGGUCAGAUGUGUCUCGUGUUGCCUCAGCUCUAGGUGUUCCCUUGUCACUCGGUAGCACUAUUGAACCUCUACAGAGAACCCUAUUGGAAGACAGGACAGAAAUGCUCAACGAUUGCAAUAUGGGACUCAAGACAAAGUCCGUCCUGCCUCCAGUCUUGCCUGGACAUAAGAACCGUGAAGUCACCAAGUCCGCGUCACCUGAGACAUCUUAAAUCUACCCAUAACCGCCCGUCGAAAAGAACGAAGGCGUAAAUGUGGAGGGAUGAUUUUCAUAGAAGAUUUAGUUGUUUUGUUGUUGUUUUUUUAUUAUUCAAACAAAGCAGGAAAUAUUUGAAGGUAGUUUAUAUUUCAAAAAUGAAAAUGUUAUUAGUUAACAUUACUUUGGGAUUUAUACUGUUCUAUUUUUUUGUACUUUCCCAGGUGUGUUUUGUUUAGAGAUCCAUUAUAGACAGAUAUGUUUGUGAUUCGUUAGACUGUAAGAGCAAGAAAAUCUGCUGAUAAGAUGGAAGGAAGAAAAUAGUACUAUAGCGUUAUUCUUGUUUAUCUUGUUGAGCUUUCACUGUCUGUCAUUCUGGAUUUGGAAAUAUUGGCAGGCUUUUAUAAAGCUCAGAGUUAAGGUAGUUUUAUCUUUAGUAGGGAAUACACAAAACUGUGUGUAUAAUUACUUGCUAAUAAAAGAGGCUAAAGACAG
Molecule: messenger RNA, 2838 nt
Organism: Gambusia affinis (western mosquitofish)
Lineage: Eukaryota; Metazoa; Chordata; Actinopteri; Cyprinodontiformes; Poeciliidae
Gene: lrguk
Product: leucine-rich repeats and guanylate kinase domain containing
Exons: 19
Coding region: 155-2359 (734 amino acids)
Cellular component (GO): cytosol
Molecular function (GO): protein binding; GMP kinase activity
Source: RefSeq, a predicted model, not a curated record